Molecule: messenger RNA, 2289 nt
Organism: Nelumbo nucifera (sacred lotus)
Lineage: Eukaryota; Viridiplantae; Streptophyta; Magnoliopsida; Proteales; Nelumbonaceae
Product: Major facilitator superfamily protein
Biological process (GO): monosaccharide transmembrane transport
Cellular component (GO): membrane
Molecular function (GO): hexose transmembrane transporter activity
Source: RefSeq, a predicted model, not a curated record
UGGGUUUGCCAUACUUUUUCGAAUUAAAAUUAGGGGUUUUACUUUUCAGUCCACCCCUAAAAAUCUAAAACUCCACUUUAGGGGUGGACUGAAUAUCCUGUCCUUGAUUGAUGAAUUUGCCCUAAUAUUAUCCACUAUUUUUUUUUUUACUCGAUACUUAAGCCUUUGCAGAUAGAGAUCCUCUUCUUCGCACUGGAAGCCGCAACCUACCCGACAGACGUUGAUGUUGAUGACACAAUGGACCAAUGUUACUCUCAAUCUCUCAUCAUCCCUCUCGCACUUUCUGCUAUAAUUUGAUUAAUUUCUACACCUCUCCCGUAAUCUGGUCGGAAAACGGACCAUUCUCUCUCUCUACCUUAUAGCCAGAAGAAUCUUCCGCUGUUCCAAUGUCCAACUGUGCAAUACUGACGUCAUUCCUUCCGGCGAACGCCAUCACAUAUUCAAGCUCGAAAUGUUUCACCCAUCAUCUUGACACCAGAAGAUCUUUCCAUUUCGGCUUUCAUUCUGUACCAAGAAAACUCGAAGUUCCUUCCGCAAAGAAGCAACUUUCCGAGUCAGAAACCCAGAAAACAGAUGAUAAAUAUUUGUUAUCGACUAAAAAGGAACCUGAAGCUGAAGGGCUUGACUUGGGUUGGUUACCUGCGUUUCCUCAUGUGUUGGUAGCUUCCAUGUCCAAUUUCCUCUUUGGAUAUCACAUAGGGGUAAUGAAUGGUCCAAUAGUAUCCAUUGCUCGGGAGCUUGGUUUUGAAGGAAAUUCUAUUCUCGAGGGUCUAGUAGUCAGCAUUUUCAUUGCUGGUGCAUUUAUCGGAAGCAUAGGUUCUGGGUCGUUGAUUGAUAACCUUGGUUGUCGACGCACAAUUCAGAUUGACACAAUCCCAUUGAUUCUUGGUGCAAUUUUAAGUGCACAGGCUCACUCAAUGGAUGAAAUACUCUGGGGUAGAUUCCUUGUUGGUCUUGGCAUUGGUGUGAAUACUGUCCUUGUUCCAAUUUAUAUUUCAGAGGUUGCUCCAACAAGAUACAGGGGUUCAUUGGGAUCCCUAUGUCAAAUUGGCACUUGCCUAGGGAUUAUUGCAUCAUUGUUCUUAGGAAUUCCUUCUGAAAAUGAUCCACAUUGGUGGAGAAUGAUGUUAUAUGUUGCAAGUGCUCCUGGUUUUUUCCUUACACUUGGUAUGCAGUUUGUUGUUGACAGUCCUCGCUGGCUAUGUAAAGUUGGAAGAGUGGAUGAUGCUAAAGCAGUAAUUGGCAACCUUUGGGGAAAGUCUGAAGUUGAUAAAUCAAUUGAAGAAUUUCAACUAGUUAUGAAAGACGCUCGUAGUGAUUUUGAGAGCAGUUGGUUUGAUCUUCUUGAAGAGCCCCAUACGAGAGUUGCUUUUAUUGGAGGAGCCCUUUUUCUACUUCAACAAUUUGCAGGCAUAAAUGGAGUUCUUUAUUUUUCAUCUUUAACUUUUCAAGAUGUUGGCAUUACAAGUGGUGCUUUAGCAAGCCUAUAUGUAGGAUUUACCAACUUCGCAGGGGCACUAUUUGCUUCAUACCUAAUUGGCAAGCAAGGAAGACAGAAGCUUCUGAUAGGAAGCUAUCUAGGGAUGGCAGCUUCAAUGCUUCUCAUAAUAUUUGGCAUUAGUUAUCCAUUGGAUGAACCACUCAGUCAUGACUUGUCAAUUCUUGGAACUCUCAUGUACAUAUUUUGCUUUGCCUUGGGUGCCGGACCAGUAACUGGUCUAAUUAUACCAGAGCUUAGCAGCACCAGGACACGUGGAAAAAUUAUGGGUUUCAGUCUCUCUGUUCAUUGGGUUUGCAACUUCUUGGUGGGAUUGUUCUUCCUAGAACUGGUGGAUAAAUUCGGGAUUGCUCCAGUUUAUGCAAGCUUUGGCGGGGUUUCAGUGUUGUCAGCAGUAUUUGCUAAAUAUUUUAUAGUGGAAACCAAAGGGCGCUCUCUUGAGGAAAUUGAGAUGGCACUAAAUCCCAAUUUUUCAGGUAAAGAUAAGUAACCGACCAAGUCAAGAGCAUUACAGAUGGAAGCGAAUGGCCAAAUGCUACAUGCAGUGUAGUGGAGAGGAGAGUCCUUGUCAUGAUAUGUGACAAUGCACAAGGAGAGGUUUAGAGAUAUUCCUGCUGUUUUUAGUGAUUGCCAACAUCUGGGUCAAGUCUGUGAUGUUGUAUUGUCUGUAAAAGCAUCAGAGUCUUCCCUCUUUUUGCGAAUGAAUACAUGCUGAGGGAAGAAAAAAUUCAUUCUUAUCUAAGGUGAUAUCAAACUACCUUUAGCUGCUUUAAACAGCUGAAAUUUCUUCA